UGCGGCAGGAAAACCGCACCACGGCACCAAGGAACAGAAUAAAGGAGGGAAUGCCAAACACAUAGGCAAUUCCUACAUGAAUACAUGGACAUAAAAGGGAGAAGCCGUGUGUUGUAAGAGAACCAAAAGAAUGGAAAUACUUGUGUUUCCAUUCUAGCUGAAGAGCGGUUUUUCCUCUGAAAUCCAAGGAAAACCUUCGCUGCUUGGUCCGACGAAGCCCAUUUCAUCUGGUAGACAGCAGUAUGGAUGAAAAACACCAAGACUAACUGAUCAUUGUGUCAACGAAGAUCGAAUAAGAAGAAAAAAUCUCAGCAAAAGUCAGAUUUUAUCACUUAAAGGAACCCUGAAUACUCGGAGGAAAGACGCUGCAUGUCAUCAUUUUACAGCCGUUAAUUGUUUUUUCAAGAAAUUCCAGAAGUGGGAUGCCUUCGCGUUGUGUUGCUUCAUAGGAUUCAACAACACAGUUCAGGGAGAAAUAUGGGUGAAGUCCAGGACGCCAUGGAUGUUAAAAAGACCUUCGUUGCUCCAGCAAUAAAGCCUUUUGAGCACUAUGACUUCCCCCGGGCAAAAAUCUGUUGCAGCCUCACAUGGCUGGUAGCCAAAGCUUAUGGGACAGACAAUAUCCCGGCUGAUUUCAAGGACCCCUUCUACACCGACCAGUAUGAGCAGGAGCACCUGAAGCCCCCCCUAGCCAGCCUCCUGCUGUCUGCAGACCUCUACUGCAGGGCCGGAAGCCUCAUCCUGAAGAGUGACGCUGCCAAGCCCCUGCUGGGCCACGAUGCUGUCAUCCAGGCGCUGGCUCAGCGCGGGCUCUACGUCACCGACCAGGAGAGGCUGGUCACUGAGAGGGACCUUCGGAAGAGGCCUCUGCAAAUGAGCGCUCAUAUGGCAUUGAUUGACACUCUGAUGAUGGCGUACACUGUGGAGACGGUUAGCAUUGAGAAGGUGAUGGCCUGCAUUUGUCAGUAUUCGUACCGCGACCCUGAGGUGGAAACACCUUAUGACACAGAGGACGCAGUGAACACCUGGAUCAACAAGGUUAAUGAGUAUCUGAAAGACGUUGUGGCUCAGGAGCACAGGAAGAGUGAGACGCAGAGCGCAGAGUCUGCUGGGGGUCCUCGGUCUCCAACCAAGUGGUACAUGAAGCUUGUGCCUGCCCGCUACAGGAAGGAGCAGUCCUCUACCCAGAUGGUUCCCUGGAUCCCCCCAGUGGACAACCUGCUGAAAGACAGCACAGACGGCUCGGCACUGAGCGCGCUGCUGCACUUCUACUGUCCUCAGCUGCUACCACUGGAUGAUGUGUGUCUGAAGGAGAAUAUGACGCUGGCUGACCGGCUCUACAACCUGCAGCUCAUACAGGAUUUCUGCAAAGACAACCUGAACGACUGCUGCCACUUCAGCCUGGAGGACAUGCUCUACUCCUCCUCCACCAUCAAGAACAACUAUCUGGUGUUCAUGGCAGAGCUGUUUCAGUGGUUUGAGGUGGUAAAGCCGUCUUUUGUGAAACCAAGAAUGCUGGACCAUGAAGGCACAGACCCCUCAUCCUUGUUGAAGAACAUCUCAGCCAUCCCCAUUUCCAAGGCAACCAAGAGGAGCUUCAUGGAAAGACCUCCAAGUCCUGAAAGACCCAGUUUGCCCCUCCGACCUCAGCCUCGAAACUCAGGAGAGAUCAAAAGGUCAACCUCAAUGUCCUUUGUCGAUGGAAACCUCGGCACAUGGCCAAAAGAAAAAAGGUCAGGGCCUUAUGGAGUGUCUUUUGACAUCCCCUUUGACAAAGAGGACUCUGCCUCCGCCGGUCUUUCCUCCAUGCGUGGUAUGGUCAGGUCCAUCAGCACUGAUGAUGGUUCUGGUUUCAAAGUCCACCACCUGCCCCCUGGAAUGAAGCGUAAUCUGUCCUUCCAGCCUGUGAACGGUCAGAGUGUGGGCAUCGAUGAGGAGGGCUGCCCAGACAGCCUGGCUGGUGUGGAGCCCAGCAGGCGAUCAUACCCCAACGGACAUGGAAGUGUCAGGGAAACAACUCCCUCCAUUGAGGAAGCCCUUCAGAUUAUCCACAGCCCGAGCAGACCCCCAGCAGAGGGGAUCAACAGCGGCUUCUUCCUGCACUCUCCACAAGGGGCUGGGGUUGGUGUCUUGGAGCCAGUGUCAGAGUUGGACUCCAAAGGGUCUGUGAGCAUCACAGACACUACAGAGGUGGACACAGGCCUCCAUAUCCAAACAGAGGACAUGCUGGAUGAGGAUUCCUCUCUGAAAGACUGCUCUAUGAACAUGGACCUGGAUAUAGAUACGCCAAGCCCCUGCCCGAGCAAUCAGAGCAAAUCCCCCUCAGGAUUUAAGUUGACCAGCUUUGCAGAUCAGAAGAAGAAGAAGCAUACUCCAUCAUUGCCAGACUCAGGGAGGUGCAGCAGCAGCUCACUCAAGACCACUCCUGAGGGCUCUGAGUUUGGACUUCCGUUAUCCGUCUCUUGGGCCCCGACCCCCGAGCACAGCCCCAUCCGUCAACAGAUCCCAUCACCCCUCACUGCUAAAACAUCGCCCACACCUGUACAACUUCCAGCGAAUGACCCCGCUCAGGUCAUGGCUACAGAGAUGGUACAGCUGAGGAUGAGGCUGGAGGAGAAACGCAAAGCCAUCGAAGCACAGAAGAAGAAAGUGGAGGCUGCUUUUACAAGGCAUCGACAAAAGAUGGGUCACUCUGCGUUUCUCAAUGUGGUAAAGAGAAAGGGAGAUGGGGCAGCCAGUGGGGAGGAAGGAGGGAAACUUGAGGGAGAAGGCAAGGCAGCAAGCACAAGUCCUACCUUUAAAUUUGGGAGGAGCAAAGCAGACACACCUGAUGGGGCAGAGCAAAGCAACACAGCCUCCUGUUGGACAAAGUCACCCGGUGCAUUAGAGGAAGGUGGGCAAAGCCAGGCUCAGCCAACAGAGGGAGAUCUCUCCGAGUAUACACGUUCUAUUGACAAACUCAACCAUUCACUAGCCUUCCUUCAGACUGAGAUGCAGCGACUGGCUCAGCAGCAGGAAGUCAUCAUGGCCAUGCGGGAGAAACAACACCAGCAGGUGUGGGUAAUCCCUCCUUCAUACGUAAACCCAUCGCCACAAAAACAGAGUCGAGCCGUUACCCGAUCCUCAGGACCCUCUUCCCCUGCCGACUCCCCUCAUUCUACUCACCGAUCUCCAACCAGCAUCAAACGCAAAUCUGCGUCUUUCCAUUCACGUAAUCCUCGCAAUGCUCGGCCAAACGAGCUAAAGCUCGCCCCUUAUAAUCGAGUCCUAACUGCCCCACAAUCUGUCGACAGCAUCCCCAGGCUACGGCGGUUUUCUCCCUCCCAGCCCUUGGCAUAUGCCAUGGUUUACUUGGGGGAGAAACCAGCAACCGCCAAUACCGACACAAUAGAUGGGGAAAAAGACAAGGAGACAGAGUCACUCCUUUCCCCAGAGAGGGAGAGUGCCAGUAUAUGUGUAGCCAAAUCAGCGCCCAGCUCCCCAAACCUCCAGCUGAAAGUAGAACCAACUGAAGCAGACUCAGUUCAGCCGCCGUUAACAGAUCUGAAACCUCUCAUAGAGUCAUCAGUUCCUGAGGUUCUGGCCCACCCUGUGGUAGAGACUUUCACAGUGACACCUACAGAGAUCCCCCCCCAGCCAGAAGACCCAGGCCAAGUGAAGAGCAACUUGAUAGAGGUUCCUCUCUCAGUCGUGAAGCCACUGGAAGAUCUGACACUUGCUGAUGAUCUGGAUAUGCAGCAGGGGGAUGAGGACGAACAGAAGAUUUCUCGUGGUUUUUUCUUCAAGGCAGAUGGUGUGGCCGAGGAGGACAUGGCUCAGAAGAGGGCUGCACUGUUGGAGAAAAGGAUGAGGAGGGAGAAGGAGAGCCAGCAGAGGAAGAUGCAGCUGGAGGCUGAGGUGGAGCAGAAGAAGGAGGAAGCUCGACUGAAAGCAGAGGAGGAGCGCACUAGGAAGGAGGAAGAAAAGACCCGGAGGGAGUUCAUCAAGCAGGAGUAUCUGAGGAGGAAGCAGCUGAAACUGAUGGAGGACAUGGACACUGUCAUUAAACCUCGACCAGUCGGCGGGGCCAAGCAGAGGCGGGGGCGACCUAAGUCUAUCCAUCGUGAAAGCAUGGACUCCCCCAAAACCCCAGUCAGAGCUGCCACAGGUUCACGCCAACGUGUCUUUUCAGUCUCUAGCUUGUCCCUUGCUUCCCUCAACCUGGGAGACAGCGACAGUGUUCACUCUGAGAAGAGAUUGCCAAGAAGUGCUAGCUUAGCAUCUGGUGGUCUCUUCUACUAUCUGAACUCUCCUAAACUGAGAAGGAGAAGGCCAGAUUCUGCAGAUGGCUUCCUGUCCCCAAGUCGCUCCAGCAGCAGGAAUGGAGAAAAGGACUGGGAAAACGGAUCCACAACCUCCUCUAUUACAUCCAAUGCAGAGUACACCGGACCGAAGCUAUACAAGGAACCCAGUGCCAAAUCUAACAAGCACAUCAUCCAGAACGCUCUGGCCCACUGCUGCCUCGCAGGCAAGGUUAAUGAGGGCCAAAAGAACAAGAUCCUGGAGGAAAUGGAAAAAUCCGAGGCCAACAACUUCUUGGUUUUGUUCCGAGAUGGCGGCUGUCAGUUUCGCUCUCUCUACACUUACUGCCCCGAGAUGGAGGAGAUCAACAAGCUCACAGGUAUCGGCCCCAAGAGCAUCAACCGCAAGAUGAUAGACGGAAUCUACAAGUACAACUCGGACAAGAAGCAGUUCAGUCAGAUACCAGCUAAGACCAUGUCAGCCAGCGUGGACGCGGUUACCAUCCACGGCCAUCUCUGGCAAACCAAGAAGCCAGCCACCCCUAAAAAAGUAGUGCCUGUUUAGUCCUAAUGGAACUUGAUACCCCAGACUUCACCAUUACCCCCUCAAAUGGAACAUACCCAUUUCAAUUUGCACUUCACUGUAAAUAUUAAUGAAGAUUCAAGCACCUGCAAUGCCAGUUAGAUGAAUGCAUACUUGUCUUAUUAAUGUUUGUUUGUUUGUUUGUUUGUUUGUUUUAUCCUCUUAUUGCAUUCCUGUCCUUGUUUUUACUACUUACUAUGGACUGGACAUGAUAGGAUUCAAAUAUUAUGAACAACUGGAAUGUAUGUCACCUUUUAAGAAUGAUGUAAAUGCUUAUCACAUCUGUGUUUUUAGAGGUUUUACAUGUUUAAGUCUAAUUAUGAAGGCAUGUGUGAGUGUUUCUUUUUGUUUCCUAUGUGCCAAACAUCAAAAAAGAGACAGUAUGAAUGCCAGGACAUUUAAAUUAAGCACUGAAUGUUUUUAAUUCAUGUACAGAUUGAUUUAUGUUGUGCAUUAUCCUGUUGUGGGGCCUUAUACGCGUUUGUGUUAGCGUGUGAGCGCAAUGAGGUGAUUGCGAGACAGCGUAUACAGGGGCUUUUUUGUAUUUGGAAGAACACUUUUUUUCAUCUCUGUAGGUUAAACAAUUUGUAUAUUAAGGUACGUUAAACUACAAAGGGCCAAAAAACGAAUUGCAUACAGCUAGAAAUAGGAACACAGUUAAUGUGUGUUCAGCUCAACAAAGCCAAGCGGUUUCAGCUUUUUUUCAAAACCCUUUUUAAGAAAGAGAUUUCAAACAAUGAAGGACGUUACUGUAGAUCCUUGGUCCUCAACCUGUGUAGAGAAACAUGCAGACAAUUUAACGUAUGAUGUGGAAUAUUUCUGAUAUACAAAUAUGGUGUCAUGUUUGUACUAUUUUUUUCUCAAAAUAUACAGAAGUAGUUGCAACUUCACAUAUUCAAUCAAGUGCAAUUGAUUGACAUUGAAAAGUGGUUUCUUUUCACUUAGGGUUCACAACAAGGCAUUGCCUCAGCCAAAAAAGGUUGAGAACUAGUGUUUUCGAUCACUUUACUGCUGUUUCAGAGCAGAUUUGUGAACAAAUAAAACUCUUCAGUAUUGUUUAUAUUCUAUUUUGAAAUGCUGCCUAAUGCAACAUGUAGGAUCUUUGCAGUAUAUUAAUAUGGUGUACAAUUAAACUCUCACCCACUGGUAUCACUAUAUGAGAAAAUGUCAAGGCCUAAGAGGUUUUUUCUUUUCACAGCAGUAUCAGGAUUUCAAAUUAAAAAAUGAACUAGUACUUUCUUAUUUCGACAUUGUUGAAUCCCUUCAGAUUCACAACUUUCCUACACUUAUUUUACUCUUAGGCACUUUUGGUAAAGCCACCAAACAAAAAAUAUAAUUAACAUAGUACAAGGUUUAGCGCAUAGGUUAAAAAAAUCAAUUGCUCUGUUAUUAAAAAAAAUACAUCACAGCAAGUUUUGCCUGAUUAUUGAAUUAUGAUUGUCAUUUUCAACACCUCUAUGCAUCUUUUUCAGAAAUGUGUUGACCCAAGCUAAGUAUUAUGUGAAGUAUGUUUGCAGCAUAUUUUCAGUGUUGCAUAUGUCCUAAAAUGGCCAGAUGUAUAGUAAUUUGAUAGAUCUCAAUGAUAAAAUUCACAAAGGCAGAAUAAGUGAGACCCUUGUUGCUGCAUACGGGUAUACAUGUAAUCUGCUGAUAUGGUGCAUUGUUUUCAACUGGGGGGAUAUUUAUGACCAAAAGAGAGCAUGUACAUGUCAUUGAAAAUGUAAUCUAGUACAGAGUGUUUCCCUGUAGUUUAAUCAAAGGAUUUAUCCACAGAAGCUCUGUCCACCUGCUUACGGCUGUUUAAGGCCAGGAUGAAUGGUUAUUUAAACUGUAAUGAUAUUGUACAGUAUGUUCAUUUGAAAGCGUACCAAUUUAUUAGGAUGAAUUUGUUUGUUUGUCAGACGCUGUGCCGUCAUUCACCUUUUUGCUGAAAUUGAAGUUUCAUUUUUGCUUAGUUUUUGUCUUUUUUGGCAUUCAAUAAAACUAAGCAUGGUCUCAGUA
This is a messenger RNA of Eleginops maclovinus (Patagonian blennie), 6864 nucleotides long. RefSeq names its product calmodulin regulated spectrin-associated protein family, member 2a (gene camsap2a). Gene Ontology annotation, cellular component: microtubule minus-end. Gene Ontology annotation, biological process: negative regulation of microtubule depolymerization; cytoplasmic microtubule organization; neuron projection development. NCBI's taxonomy places the organism in Eukaryota, Metazoa, Chordata, Actinopteri, Perciformes, Eleginopidae. Gene Ontology annotation, molecular function: spectrin binding; calmodulin binding; microtubule minus-end binding. Bases 478 to 4845 code for a protein of 1455 amino acids. The transcript has 19 exons. The record is from RefSeq and is a predicted model, not a curated record.